AUGGCCAACAACGACAUUGGUGUAAUUCCCCCCAACGACAAUGGUGUAAUUCCCCCCGGCGACAAUCCUACUGGAGGCGCGAGCCCCACGGGUGACGACAUUAACCCCGUGAUGUUGGUCGCACCUCUUCGCCUCCCGCCUUUCUGGAAGGUCAACCCGACCGUGUGGUUUAUCCGGAUCGAGGCGGCCUUCAACAACCACAGGAUCCGCGCAGACUCAAGCAAAUUCGACUACGUCGUCGCUGCCUUGGAUGAUGCCACAGUGCAGGAAAUCGCCGACGUCCUCAUGGCACCUCCAGCUGAGGGUAAGUACGAUUUCCUUAAGGCCGAAAUUCUUAAGCGCAUGACAGACACGGCCGAUCAGCGUCUCCGCAAGCUGCUUACGCAGCUCAAGCUGGGCGACCAGAAGCCGUCACAGCCCCUGCGUCGCAUGAAAGCUCUCGCGGGCACCGCGGUCGCCGACGAUGCCAUCAGGGUCCGGUGGUUCGACCUACUGCCGCCGUCCGUGGCACGCUCCCUCCGGGUCGUCAAAUCAACCCCGCUGGAUGAGCUGGCGUCUCUGGCCGACGAGCUGAUCCAGGACUACCCGCACGUCGCCGCGGUUCACCCUCAAGCGACCAAGCCCCAGACGGCUGGUCAGUCUUCUGCGCCGACCGUGGAGUCCCUGGCCAAGGAGAUGGCGUCGCUGCUCGCAAGGCGGCCCCCGAAGCAGGUCAAACACGCCAAACCGAGACCCCAACGACCCGUGGUGCUGGUACCAUCGCACCCUGGGGAACAACGCUCGCAACUGCAGGCCACCCUGCAACUUCACCCCGUCGAACCAGGGAAACGAGUAGUGCUGCCUUCGUAUCAGGUGGCGGAAGUCGGCGCUACUACCCCUGCAGAAAAUCGCCUACAUGUGUCCGACAAAACCUCAACGAUAAGGUUUCUCGUCGACUCCGGGUCAGUCGUUUCUCUGCUCCCAGCUUCCCUGUUCAAGAAGCCACCAGCUCGUGCCUCUCUUACGCUCACCGCUGCUAACGCCUCGGCGAUCUCCACGUACGGCACACACCGUGCCGAGGUCAACCUAGGCCUGCGUCGAGCCUUCGUCUGGUCCUUCAUCGUCGCCGACGUCCAGACGGCCAUUCUGGGAGCGGACUUCCUCACGCACUUCAGCCUGCUGAUCGACCUCAAAGGAAAGCAGCUCCCACGAAAGCGACCCUACGACCGGGCUUUUCACCAAGGGUUCUGCGGCCCUUACAACCGGCCACAGCGUCUCGGUCGUCCAGCAGCAGACCUGCCCAAUCUCCCAGUGCUUCACCGCAUUCACACAAACGGCCCCCCAGUCUUCGAGCGCCCUCGGAGACUCAUCGGCCCUCGUCUCGACGCCGCCAAGGACGAGUUUAGCCGUCUCAUGGCCCAGGGCAUCAUCUGGCCCUCCUCCAGCCAGUGGGCAAGCCCGAUCCACCUGGUUCCGAAGCCCGACGGUUCCUGGCGGGUCAGCGGCGAUUACAGGCGACUGAACAGCUGCACGACGCCCGACCACUACUCACUCCCGAUCGUCGAGGACCUUCUCCAGGAGCUGCAGGGAUCGGUAUUCUCAGUAAUUGACUUAAAAAAAGCCUUUUACCAGAUCCCUAUCGCUAAAGAAGACAUCCCGAAGACCUCUCUCCAGAGGACUAUGGACCAUCUUCUCCGGGACCUGCCCUUUGCUAGGGCCUACCUGGACGAUAUCAUCGUCACCUCCGAGGACAACGAAUCGCACCUGGUGCACCUCCGUCGCCUCUUCGAGUCCCUGCGCUCCGCUGGGCUCCGCAUCAACCCGGCCAAGGCAGCCAACAUCUUAGCUCCACUCAACGACCUUCUCCAGGGCCUGCCGCCCAGGAAAAAGAAGGUUGAGUUGACCUGGACGCUAGAUGCAGAAGCUGCGUUGGCUCGCAGUAAGCAAGCCAUCGCUGAUGCCACGACAACGACGUUCCAGCGACCCGACACCCCAAAGCUCGACAACACCGAGAAACGCUACAGCACCUACGAUCAAGAGCUUCUAGCCAUCUACGCAGCCUUGAAAAACCUGCAGCGAAUCCUCGAAGGCAGGUCCUUCACGAUCUUCACCGACCAUAAGCCCUUGGUCUUCGCAGCGGCGCAGCGCUCAGACAAGGCCUCACCCAGGCAAGCCCGUCAGCUGGAUUUCAUACUCCAGUUCAACACGAGUCUAGUCCACGUGAAGGGCGACGAUAACGUGGUGGCCGACGCUCUCUCACGCGUUGCCACCAUCUCCAUGCCUGCCCAACUCAGCGCGAAGAUCAUCGCCAAAGCACAGGCCGAGGACCAUGAGGCCGAACAUGUCUCUACUUCCUCGAGCCUGAACCUGCAGACCCUCUCGAUCGACGACUGCUCCGUCCUCUGCGAUACGUCCACGGGAGUCGUCCGGCCUUAUCUCCCACGGGCUCUUCGACGCACAGCAUUCGAGUUUCUCCAUGGUCUCGCUCACCCGAGCGUAAGGGCCACGACCUGUCUUGUCGCUUCCAAGUAUGUCUGGUCAGGCAUGCGUAAGGAAGUUAGCCAUUGGGCGCGCACAUGCGAGCCCUGCCAGCGUUCCAAAAUCCACCGGCACAACAGGUCCGCCCUAGGCUCCUUUGAGGUCCCCGAGGAGCGCUUCCAGCAUCUCCAUAUCAACAUCAUCAAGCUGCCUCCGUGUCAGGGUUAUAACUACUGCCUGACCAUCAUCGACCGGUUUACCCGAUGGCCAGAAGCCAUUCCCCUGCCCGACCAACAGGCAUCAACCAUCGCCAAGGCUCUCGUCGACAGGUGGGUUAGCCUCUACGGCACGCCACUUACGAUAACAACGGACCAGGGCGCCCAUUUCGAGUCCGCCCUGUUCUCGGAACUCACAAAGCUCCUCGGCGCCAAAAGGGUGUACACCACGCCAUACCACCCGCAGUCCAACAUCAUGGUGAAACGGACCCACCGCACCAUCAAGGCCGCCCUCAUGUGCGACCCCGGGACCCCAUGGCCUGACCGACUAUCGUUGGUCCUUCUGGGGCUCCGAACCGCCUACAAGGAGGACCUGCAAGCCUCUCCGGCCGAGAUGCUCUACGGCACUACGCUCAGAGUGCCCGGGGACUUCUUCGCUACGGAGAGCCAGCCCGUCGCAAACCCUGCCACCUUCGUAGAAGGUCUCCGCCGACUCGCCCAGUCCAUCAAGGCUGCGCCGGCUUCGAGACACGCAGCGGAGAACGCCCCGUUCUUCUUCAAAGACUUGCGGACGUGCUCCCACGUUUUUAAGAGGGUUGACGCCAUCCGCAAGCCCCUCCAGCCUCCGUACACGGGCCCUCACCGGGUCAUUCGCCGGGUCGAUGACAAGACCUACGUCAUCAAUGUCAACGGCUCUCAUCGGACGGUCUUUACGGACGCCCUGAAGCCGGCUUACGUCGAGGCCACUGACUCUUCUCCCUUAGGGGACCAGCCGACCAAUCCUCCCAACGCGCCUCCUGCGGACUCCUCGCCGGCACCAAAGCCCCCCGCGGCGACUCCUGAGACAGCCCCCAAAGACGCCCCUCCAAAGAAGCGGGAAGCUUACUGUGUCAUUAAGAAAUUUAAAUCAGAGAAUUAUGUCAAAGAACUGCAAGGUUUUAGCAAUAAUUUGUAUGAAUAUGCGAUGAGAGUUUUUGAGUAUAUGUACCUUACCAAAGAUUUGAAUCUAAUGUACAAGAAAAAUAAGAAUGUUAUUGCCUUAGACUCUUUUGUAAAUUUAGAUUCGGCAGGUCAAAAUAGAAAAAGAAAAUCUACGUCUGGUUACAUAGUAAAACUUUUUGAAACAUUUUGUUCAAAGUUAGAAAAACGAAUUGAAAUGAAUAAAGACAGUUCAGGAGCUGUAAGAAUAGCAAAGUUUGAAAACAAAGAUAAAAUCAAGAACUUAGGCAGCUUAAAAAACAAUGAAAACACAGAGGGCAUCAUUGACUUUAAAAAGAUUAGUGAUGAUGACAGUUUGGAUGAAAAUAAGAAUGGUCAAGUGACACCAAAACCUUUCUUUAUGACGACCUUUAAGAACGGUAGAAAAAAAAACACAGCAUGA
This is a messenger RNA of Copidosoma floridanum, 4053 nucleotides long. RefSeq lists its product as uncharacterized. Lineage: Eukaryota; Metazoa; Arthropoda; Insecta; Hymenoptera; Encyrtidae. The record is from RefSeq and is a predicted model, not a curated record.